Toxotes jaculatrix (banded archerfish) is the source of this 714-nucleotide messenger RNA. RefSeq names its product retinoschisin 1a (gene rs1a). The transcript has 6 exons. NCBI's taxonomy places the organism in Eukaryota, Metazoa, Chordata, Actinopteri, Toxotidae. The record is from RefSeq and is a predicted model, not a curated record. Bases 16 to 714 code for a protein of 232 amino acids.
GAAGCAGGUUGGAAGAUGGCUCUCAACGUGCAGCGUUUCCUGCUGACCCUGCUUCUUCUGGGAACUAACGUGUUCAUCAGCAUUUAUGCUCAAGAGGCGGGUGUGUCCGAGGCAUGGACCAGCAGGUCUUGCAAAUGUGACUGUGAAGGAGGAGAAUCCCCAACUGAGUUUUCCUCUAUUGGAUCUGGCUCUUCUAUGGUGCGAGGAGUGGACUGCAUGCCAGAGUGUCCAUACCACAAACCUCUAGGCUUUGAGGCCGGAUCGGUGAGUCCAGACCAGAUCACCUGCUCCAACCAGGACCAGUACACUGGCUGGUUUUCCUCAUGGCUCCCAAGCAAGGCCCGGCUCAACACCCAGGGCUUUGGGUGUGCCUGGCUGUCUAAGUUCCAGGACAACAGUCAGUGGCUGCAGAUUGACCUGAGGGAGGUGAUGGUGGUGUCAGGGAUCCUCACUCAGGGUCGCUGUGACGCUGACGAGUGGGUCACCAAGUACAGCGUUCAGUACCGCACAGACGAAAAACUCAACUGGAUCUAUUACAAAGACCAGACUGGAAACAACAGGGUGUUUUAUGGAAACUCUGACCGCUCCUCGUCUGUGCAGAACCUUUUGCGGCCGCCCAUCGUGGCACGCUACAUUCGCAUCCUCCCCCUCGGAUGGCACACACGCAUUGCUCUGCGCAUGGAGCUGCUGCUCUGCAUGAACAAAUGCAUGUGA